Messenger RNA from Morchella importuna, 1059 nucleotides. RefSeq lists its product as uncharacterized. Lineage: Eukaryota; Fungi; Ascomycota; Pezizomycetes; Pezizales; Morchellaceae. Gene Ontology annotation, biological process: negative regulation of protein kinase activity; eisosome assembly; endocytosis. The coding region runs from base 1 to 1059 and encodes 352 amino acids. The transcript is spliced from 4 exons. Gene Ontology annotation, molecular function: lipid binding. The record is from RefSeq and is a predicted model, not a curated record. Gene Ontology annotation, cellular component: plasma membrane; eisosome filament.
AUGCUGACGUUUUCAUACUUCUUUGGAGCCUCUACAGGACAUAAUCUUCGCAAAUCUAUGGCGGGUGCUUACGGCCCAGAUCUGUCCAAGAAGCUUUCUCAGCUGGUGAAAAUGGAGAAGAAUCUUAUGCGGUCUAUGGAACUUGUUGGACGCGAACGGCGUGAGGUUGCUCGCCAGCUCUCGAUAUGGGGUGAGGAGUGUGACGAGGAUGUUUCUGAUAUUACGGACAAACUGGGUGUGCUCAUCUUUGAGGUGGGUGAGUUGGAGGACCAAUUUAUCGACAGAUACGAUCAAUACAGAGUUACUAUUAAGAGUGUGCGGAACAUUGAGUCUAGCGUUCAACCCAGCCGUGAUCGCAAACAAAAGAUCACCGACCAAAUCGCUCAACUAAAAUACAAGGACCCUACAUCUCCCAAAAUCGUGGUGCUUGAGCAGGAGCUUGUCCGUGCAGAAGCCGAGUCACUUGUGGCUGAGGCGCAAUUGUCCAAUAUCACCCGUGAGAAAAUCAAGGCUGCAUUCACGUACCAGUUUGAUGCUCUUAGGGAGCACUCUGAGAAACUUGCAUUGAUUGCUGGAUAUGGAAAGCAUCUGCUGGCGCUCGUGGAUGACACCCCAGUUACACCUGGUGAGACGAGGCCGGCCUAUGACGGAUAUGAAGCUAGCAAAGGCAUUAUCCAGGACUGUGAGGAUGCUCUUACAAACUGGGUCGAGGCCAAAGCUGCCGUUCGCUCCCGCCUUUCCCAGCGUGGGUCUCGCCCACACCGUACCCAUGGACGUGUCACCCGUGCCGGCGCCGGCGAAGGAGUGUCUCUCGCCGAUCAAGACCGCCCCAUGCAACGUGGUUCCAGCGAGUGGGUACCAGCUGACGAACAUCAUCACCGCAAUCAUCGUGAGAAUGAUGAUGAUUAUGAAGACAUUACCGAUGACGAGAACGGCCACCACAGGCACUUAGACGGUGAUGGCACUCGCGGUAUGCGUGGUGCCCGCAAUGGGGCCGUCUUGAAUGACGGCGGCGCUGAGCUUCACGCUCGGGAUGGUGAGGCAGUCCUGGCGGAUUGA